UCCUAUUACGACAAAAAACUUUUUCUUCUCUCAAUGCUUCGUGUUUGUGUUAAUUCUUUUCUAGUUAUUCUCCUGGCUAUAUGGACUUCUCUCAAUUGUAAUAUGUCAGAAGGGGCUAAUUAUAUUCCAUUUGGUUUUGGUGGUCACCCUUUGGUAAGAAACGAAAUCAUGAGUCUUUACAACGCACGGCAUAUUGCAAAUAGCAACGAGGACCUUCAAUAUUAUAAAGGAAUGGAAAAUGCUUGCGAUGUAAAGUUUGAUGAUAAUGGGGAUAUAGUUCUGAAUUACAACUCCGUUCGUGAGACUGGAUGUGCCAUCGAUCUUAUAGCCAAGUUCGAUUUUGUGUUCGAAUUCAAAGCAAUUUUGAGUAAUGAUAACAAAGAGAUUAAGGAGUGUCUUCAGCCAAUGACAACCGAUGGAUUUAAUGCCAAUUUGUGA
Meloidogyne enterolobii is the source of this 438-nucleotide messenger RNA. The record is from the annotation of a GenBank genome assembly. Lineage: Eukaryota; Metazoa; Nematoda; Chromadorea; Rhabditida; Meloidogynidae.